UGUUCCCAACUUUCAGCCAGGGCUGUUGCAGACAUCACUUGGGACUCAAGAAUCCAAGGGAAGAAGUACAUUUCCAUAGGAAGCCUGACAACUGAUGAUCUCCAUGUAGAUUUCAGCCAGCCAAAUGCAUACCUAAAGCUGCUUACCUGGUAACUGAAGUGUUUUGGAUAAGGGUAAGUAAAGAUACCAAAUAACUUGUUUCAUGAGCCAUGGAAGCAAAGGGUCAGGAGGUGUGCCAGGUUACCUAGGAGAUAUGGUCAUCCUGUUGACCUUCAUCAAGACAAUUGGAAAAUGCCCUGGUUGAAGGAAGUGCCUCUCCAGAAAUGCACAUCAAUAGCUCAGUUGUUUAAUGCUAUGCCUCAAGUCCUUGUCCAGGCCAUCUACCACUGAUAGCGGUGACAAGCAGCGAUGGUUCAGGUUUAAUAGAAGGAAAUCCCUUCUCAUUGGGGUAAAAUACCAAUCCAGAAAUUAGGCUAUGCCUCUGUCACCUCAGCACAUCUUUGGAGAACCAAAUGGGCAAACUGUCAAAGACUUUGUAGUAUGAGAUAAACCACUUUUUGAAGACCUCUCCUGCAUUUUAAACGGCAGCUGUGGCUACUGAGCUCUCAAUAUUACACAGACUAUCUACAAAGUGCUGAGAAUUGGUGGCCUGUAGCUACUACUCUCCUAUUCUCCCCAGCCAGUAGCUCUCAUACAGCGCUUGAUCACGUUGCUAGAAUUAACUUAGCAAACAUCUUCUGUAAGGCCUUUCACAUCGUUAUGUUUUCAACCUACUGAAAAUCAUAAUAGCUUGAAGGACAGCUCUCUCCCAUACAUUGUCACUUGUCACAGACCUGUAGCUGGUACUGAAAGCUGGUACUCCCUUGCAAGGCCCUGAUAAUUACACCCCCAGCCCCAGGAAACAGUCCAAGAUUUGUGUCUCGUCUGUAAUCAUCCUCUUACUCAUAUUGGCAGUAAAUUAAUCUGCAAACAUACUAGUAGCCACAUGUACCAAGCCUGGCAACUGCAGAAAACUCCAUACAGCUCCAUAGUUCCUGCUUUUGCAAAGCAAGGCCUUGAGGAACUGCACCACUUAAAGUUGUGCUGAAACUGUGUUUUAUUGUGCAGUUUGUAGAUAGUGUUUUUCUUAAUAUUUUCGGCAAGCAGACUGUCAGACCGGGUGCCUAUAUUGUUUGUUUCUUGUUUUGCUCCAAGGCCUUGGUCCUUUCAUCAUCUAUACUAUGCACAUUUUAGUUUGUGUCAGGACUUCAGUCUGGACUAAACCAACUAUUUAUUUUGGUGAGGCUCAAAAGAGAGGGUAGUUCACUUCAAGGUCCACACCUCUAUAGGACUACACCAAGUUUCAUUCUUCCUGCCCAGAACAAUCUUCUUAUGUACUCCUAGUGUUCUCACAAGUCCAAUAUGCUUUCAUGCCAUGCCCUGGCACAUGCAUUGCACAUCUUUGUUAGUCUGCUACAAAAAGAGAAGAUUAGCAGUCUGCAAAAGCCACCCCUCCUUAUUUAGCUGUGGGGCUUCUUCUGCAGCAAGAAAAUAAUGACACUCUGGUAGAAAGGGGCCACACGGAGACUGGAGAGAUCAAGAUACUAUGCCAAGGUAACGUUGUUGAGAUUGCCUAUUGUUUGGCUGUAGCUCAGCACCUCUCUCCCUGCAAUACUGAGUUGCACCAGAUGCUUCUCUGGGAGGCCACCACAGAACUUCUCCCUUUGUAUGAGCAGGAGGAAGCUCAGAAUGAGACCCAGGGGAGUUGAGAGCCUGCUUUUUGCUGACUGGAUCUGGGGGAGGAAGCCUUUUUCAAGGAUGACAUCCUCCCACACACACACAUACUAAAUCCCCUAGCAUGCAACUAGCUGUGCACCCAGCUCUGGUGAGUACAUAUCUUUGAUUACACUUAUUUGAAGGAAGGAGCAUAGCAUAUUUGUGCCGUGCUUAGGAGAAUACACUCCAUACCAAUGAGCAGACAGGAGACUUCUGCCACAAAAACAUGGCACUUAGAAAGAGUCUUGUACCAUGCCCAGGUACAAGGGCAUGCCUGGCAGGCUCCCAGGUCUGUUUCUUUGACGGACAGCUCUGGCAGACAAUAUUUGUGCAUAACAACUAAACAUGUCACAACUUGUCUUACUGGAGGCAAGGCAUGGGGCAUAAGGUUGUGGAUAUGACAAGUGUAUCAAUGCUUUCCAAGCAUAAUUGCCUCUGAUAGGCAUCCAUACCCAGCCAUACACAUACCAGCCUUGUCCCAAUUCAGCUGCGUCCCACUGCUUUCUCCAGUCCUUGGCUGACCAUUCUCAGUUUUCUGGAGUCACAGAACAGCUCAUACUCCAGCUGUGGGGAAGAGAUAUCCACUGGAACAGCCUCCUUGCUUUCUUAGUCUCUCAGGCCCAGAGCCCUGCAGCAGUGAGCAGGAGGGAGAACACUGUGAGAGAGAGAUGAAGGCCUCCAAUGAGCACUCCCAGGAGCCAUGGAAAUGCAGGCCCGCCAUCCUGCUGAGACAUGGACAGAGGCAGCAUGGACCCUUGGGGACAGGAGCCAAUGGGACAGAAGUGGGACUGAACCCAGUCGGUUGUUCAGAGACCUCUCUAGGAGAAUUCAUGAUCUUUGCAAAUAACAUUCUUAACUGCAUGCCAUUUUUACAGAUACAUGAGCAUGAUGAGGGUCAGAAGGACUGGGGGCUCUGUGGUCUCCAGUGUGGGCCUCUGCAUUUGACUCUAUGGCAUCCAGCACUCAACAUGCAUCCAGCAUGGAACUGAAUCACUGCACCCUGACACCUCCUUUCAGUGAGGAGAAUGAGGUCUGGCUUAGAAGCAAGAAGUAACAAAGACUGGCAUUGGAAAUUACAUGCUCUGUUUUGCUGGGUCAAGCUCUCCUGGCUCUAGAGCAGGACCGAGAUCCCAGCCAGCACUGGAAAUCAAACCGAAGUACAGCACAGGCAACCCAAAGAAGAAGUUCAAGUGGCUAAUCUUUGAAAUAAAAGAGUUUAGUCUUUGCCUUGCAGCCGGUAAGAGAAGAACAAGUCACUUUUUUUGUGCUGUGGAGUCGUCUGAGGUUUGCUUUACUUUCUGAAGGGUCGGGGGAGCAUGAGUCAGAAGCUCUGGCAGCUGCUUCACGCGAGCAAGAGGCCAGCAGGGACCCUGACUCACCAGGGCUGCUAAGUUUCUUUCUAAACUCCAGCUCAGCGACUGGAAGUGAAGUCACGGCGUGGGAGUAGCUCUGGAGCAAAGGAGCUGAGCUUUUGGAGCUGAGUCUUGGGGCAGGGAACUCAAAGUUGCUUGGGUGUACAACAGGUGGCUGACCCACCAAGGGACCUUCUAAGAGUGCUGAGAAGAUGACUUCCUCAGGUGCCCCAGGGACCCGCAUGACAUCCACAGUCAGUAUCAACAUUUCUACCCCAUCCUUCUACAACCCACAGAAGAAGUUUGCGCCUGUGGUUGCCCCAAAACCCAAGGUGAACCCCUUCAAGACUGGGGGUGCGUCAGAGUCGUCAUUGCCACAGCCUCCUGGAGCUGGUGCCCAGCGUGCUCAGAUGGGAAAGGUGGGGGAAAUUCCAUCAGCAUCUACAUCCAUGCUGGCAGAAGAGCUGCCACUGCCACCUCCUCCCCCUCCAGGAGAUGAGGCAAGUCUCUCCUCAAACUCUGCAUUUCCUCCACCCCCACCACCUUUUGAAGAGCCUUUUCCCCCAGCCCCAGAAGAUGUUUUUCCUUCUCCUCCUCCACCAAUGUUUGAUGAAGGGCCUGUGAGCAAGGUACCUGCCCCACAGGUACGUGGCAAGAUGAGCAGCAUUGAUCUUGAGAUUGACUCACUAUCCUUAAUGUUGGAUGACAUGGAGAAGAAUGACCCCUUCAAAUCCCGGGUAUCUCCAGGAUCCACGGAUUCUCUGGAAAAACCAUCUGCCCCAAAAGGCCAUGUGGAAAUCUCAUCUGCACCCAAAGAUCCUCAUUCCUUUCCUUCCAAGUUCACUCCAAAGCCAAGUGGAAACUUAUUUUCCAAGCCCCUUGGAGUGGAUGCGGUCCCUGCCCCAGCCCCAUGGACAGCCCCACAGCAGCACAGAGAGCCCCCAGCACCAGUCCCUCCACCCCCCUCUCUCCCUCCUGCUCAGCCUGUCCCUAAAUACACCCCACCUCCUGUUGCUGGCUCUCCUAAGUCUGGGUCCAAACCAGGUGCCAGCAUUCCCAUGGCUCCCUCAAACUCUACAAGAUAUCCUACCUCCCUUCAGACUCAGUUUACAGCCCCUCCACCUACAGGUCCCUCCUCACGGCCUCAGCCUCCCAGUUUCACCUAUGCUCAGCAGUGGGAAAGACCCCAAGUACAAGAGAAGCCACGUCCUGCAGAACAGCCUGCUCCUGCAAAAGACACGCGUAGACCCACAGGCUCCAAUGCAGAUCCCCCUAGGGGAAACUCUUCUCUGACCAUGAAGGAGGUAGAAGAGCUGGAGAUGUUGACUCAAAAACUAAUGAAGGAUAUGGAGCACCCACCUCCAACAGAAGCCACUACUUCUGAGCUCUGUGGCUUCUGCCGGAAGCCCCUAUCACGAACCCAGCCAGCUGUGAGAGCCCUGGACUGCCUUUUCCAUGUGGAGUGCUUCACCUGCUUCAAAUGUGAGAAGCAGCUGCAGGGGCAACAGUUCUACAAUGUGGAUGAGAAGCCCUUCUGUGAAGACUGCUAUGCUGGGACCUUGGAAAAGUGCAGUGUCUGCAAGCAGACUAUCACAGACCGUAUGCUGAAGGCUACCGGUAACUCAUACCAUCCUCAGUGCUUCACCUGUGUGAUGUGCCACACCCCUCUCGAGGGGGCCUCUUUUAUUGUGGACCAGGCCAACCAGCCUCACUGUGUGGAUGACUACCACAGGAAAUAUGCUCCACGCUGUUCAGUCUGUAGCGAACCUAUUAUGCCAGAGCCUGGAAAGGAUGAAACAGUGCGUGUGGUGGCACUAGAGAAAAAUUUCCACAUGAAAUGUUACAAGUGUGAGGACUGUGGGAGGCCCUUAUCCAUUGAGGCAGAUGAGAAUGGCUGCUUUCCGCUGGAUGGGCACGUACUGUGUAUGAAGUGUCACACGGCUCGUGCCAAAACAGCACGCUGAGGAGCUUGGAGUGGGCGUACCAGUUAGAUCCCUACACCCCAUACUCUUCCCUUCCCCACCACUGUCCUGCCCUUCCGCCUGGCAAGGCAGAUCCCUACCUUUCGGAGAGCCUGUCAGCACAGUUCUUUCCUCAUGUAGGAUUCACCACUCCUAGACUUCACUCUGCGCACCUGCCAAGGAAGCACCCUUUCUCCAGUCACCGUGUCCCUGGCCACAGUGUAUUCCAGGCUGGGGACUGUGAGUGAGGUGGGCAAAAGACCUCUCUCUUCCUUUAACGUUCUUGGAGCAACAGCUCUUGACUAAGACCAGCUCUCCACCACCAUCUGGUGGAAGUAGAAAGAAUGACCUGAUGGCAGGUGCUGGACAGGGCUGGGCAUUCUUCUACUCCAUGGAGCCAAGACUGGUUAUUAGACAUUAGAAGGUGGAAGCCUCUGUCUCAGCGCUGCUUCUGUCUUUUGCUUUUCUUUUUUCUUGUACCACCUCAUUAUCAGGAUGCCUUUUCUUUUUUUGGUGUGAUUUUUUUUUUGUUUUGUUUUGUUUUUCUUCCCUGUUCAAAGUGUGGAGGCAGAGCAUACUAGGAAUCUCUGUUCUAGUUGUGUGAAAAAGCUAGCCUCCUCUAGCCAGGCUGGACGCUAGAGUAGAAAACCAGUCCAAAGAAUGUGUAUGUUUACAAAUAAAGACUGUCAAAAGAGCUGGCAGCAUGUGCUAAGGAGGUGCCUCAAUAUGUUGGUGAGAAAUCACCAGACUGAGGAAUGCCUCCCCUUUCCAAUGGGGGGAUGUUUUCACUGCUGUCGGUGAAAGCCCCAAUGUAACAACGUACUUGUCUGGCUCCGCUUCUUACUCUACUGAGCCCUAUUUCCUGGGUUAGAACCUCUCAAGCUGAACAAACUUUCUGGAUAACUAUAUUGUCCAGUCACUGUUUUGCAUAUAAUAAAAUGUGGGUGUGGGGUUUUUUGUUGUUGGUUUUUUCAUUAAUGUCUCUGCUCUAUAUUUGUUCAAUUGCUCAUGAGAACUAUUAGUUUAGGUAGUAGAAAAUGUAUACUUGCUAUUUCACUAAGCCUCCAGGGCUAUUAUGAAUCGGAAAAUGGCCUUUCUCUCUCCACCUCUUAGUCUCCUUUCAAGUUGUUUAGUUUCCUACUUAACUUCCUGUGCCUGGAGAGUAGCUUUCCUAAGUUAAAUAAAUGGAAGACUGCAUUUCAGUACAGCAAGACUGUAGUCUGCUUGGUGUGUUACUGGGAGAUGGGUUAUUACAGUCCAGUUGUGCUAGACUGGAACCAAGUGGUCGGGGUACCAAUUUUUGCUUGUUUUGCCUUAACUAUUGCUACUCAGACAGAAAGUUUGUGCUUGAUGUUUACUCGGUCUUAAUGGUUUUUAAGUGUGGCAUUGUCUCCAUAACUGCAUGUGAAAUGUGUCAUUGAAGUGUAGGAACAUUGAAGCUUACCACACAGACAUUACUGUACCCUACUCUUGUUCUCUUGCCAGCUUUUGAGAAGUCUUUAACGACUGCAAAUUUAGCCAGUAAAUGCCUGGAAAUUCCCCAUAGGAUGAGCAAGCAAUAAAUGAAUUUGUGUAUUUA
Messenger RNA from Struthio camelus australis, 6647 nucleotides. Lineage: Eukaryota; Metazoa; Chordata; Aves; Struthioniformes; Struthionidae. The record is from RefSeq and is a predicted model, not a curated record.